Molecule: messenger RNA, 1816 nt
Organism: Capsicum annuum
Lineage: Eukaryota; Viridiplantae; Streptophyta; Magnoliopsida; Solanales; Solanaceae
Product: probable carboxylesterase 16
Exons: 2
Coding region: 216-1559 (447 amino acids)
Molecular function (GO): hydrolase activity
Source: RefSeq, a predicted model, not a curated record
CGAAACUGGACAGUGCACCGAACUACCUUUUUUAUAUUCAAAACACCUCUCCAAACUCCAAAGGCCAAAUUAAACUAAAAAAACAUCUCUCUUUUUAUAAUCAUUUAUCAAUUCAGUAUAAUUGAUUAUCAUCAUUUUCAAAUAAAAAAGAAAUAUAUCUAAUCUUUGUUCAUCCCUUUAUACGCAGUUUUGCCUCAGUGUUUAUUCGGAAGGAAAUGCCUGGCGUGGCUGUAAAACUAUACAGCCUCUUCUUCAAGUUUAUGUUGAAACAUCGCUUACAAAAUCGUAUCCAAAUUGAUGACACCAGUAGUAACGUUCACUCAUUUGGUGUUACAUCUCGUCGCAAUGAAGAAUCCGUUGCUCCUUCAAAUCCGUUAUUCACUGACGGAGUUGCAACGAAGGACUUACAUGUCAAUCCAGGAACUGUUGUUUCAGUUAGAAUCUUUUUGCCUGAAUCUUGCCUGAGUGUUCAUGAAGAAUCUGAUCAGAAAUGGCAAAUGCAAUCGACGGGCAAUGUGCUUGGAUCUGAUUCAAAUCAGGCACUUUUACGUCGAAACAGUUAUGGAAAUCACAAGAACAAUGGGUAUAGUCAUAGGAGAACUAGUCUUGGUUGUGUUGCUGAUGAUGUUUAUAGAGGUUAUUCGCCUGUUGCGAAAAAAAACUGCAGGAAAUUGCCUGUAAUGUUGCAGUUUCAUGGCGGGGGUUUUGUGAGUGGCAGUAAUGAUUCGACAGCGAAUGAUUUGUUUUGUAGAAGGAUAGCUAAGCUUUGCGAUGUUAUUGUUUUAGCUGUUGGAUACAGGUUAGCGCCUGAGGAUCGUUAUCCAGCCGCGUUUGAGGAUGGAUUGAACGUGUUGAAUUGGCUUGCGAAACAGGCUAAUUUAGCUGAAUGUAGUAAGUCAGUGGGGAUUAGACGUGGUGGAGGGACGGAUUUGAAGAAGUCUGAUAGUUUCGGGCAUAUAGCUGAUGCAUUUGGAGCGUCGUUGGUUGAGCCUUGGUUGGCUGCUCACGCGGAUCCAUCAAGGUGUGUACUCCUAGGAGUCAGUUGUGGGGGAAAUAUAGCUGAUUAUGUAGCUCGAAAAGCUGUAGAGUCAGGUAAGCUUUUGGAUCCGGUGAAGGUGGUGGCGCAGGUUUUGAUGUAUCCUUUUUUCAUUGGAAGUGUUCCAACACAUUCCGAGAUUAGGUUAGCAAAUUCCUAUUUCUACGACAAGGCCUUGUGUACUCUCGCGUGGAAGUUAUUUUUACCUGAAGGGGAGUUCGACUUGGAUCACCCUGCCGCUAAUCCUCUUACCCCCGGAAGAGGACCUCCAUUAAAGCGGAUGCCACCAACAUUGACAGUGAUAGCGGAGCAUGACUGGAUGAGAGACCGAGCCAUUGCUUAUUCAGAGGAAUUACGCAAGGUAAAUGUUGAUGCACCUGUUCUCGAGUACAAGGAUGCAGUUCAUGAGUUUGCAACUCUAGACAUGCUUCUUAAGACCCCUCAAGCUCAGGCUUGUGCCGAGGACAUUGCUAUCUGGGUUAAGAAAUAUAUUUCACUUCGAGGUCAUGAGUUCUCGUAUUGAGUCAGAUACACGGUCCUGUACAUUGCCAUAGUGACAUAACGAUACCUGGGAUUUCAGGUCUACCUACCAUAUCGUCCUUGUUGUGUCCCUUUUGUAAUAUAGAUGACUUGCCGGAAAAAUAGAAAUUAGUUGAGUUUGAGCUACAUAUCCCUCCUUACGCGAGUUUAAUUAUGCUUCGUUUGACAUCCUCGUCAACAAUUUUUCCUGUAAUGAGAUGUACCUCUGCCAUAACAGAUGAAGCAAUUUGUAAGUUUCAA